AUGAUGAAUUUAAUUUAUUUAUUUUCUACUAUUUAUGGACUUUUAUUAAGAGUAGAAUACACAAAAGAAUUAACUAAACAAUCUAAAACAUUUAAAAUAGAUUCAUUAGUAGGACUUGGGGAUGAAAAGAUGAAGGAAUUGAUAAAUUUUGUAACGGAAGGGAAAAGAACUAAAAGCUUCGAAACAAAUUUGCAUUUUUUAAACACAGAUACAAUAUUUAAUUUUAAAAGCUUUCUUUACAAUGCAGAUGAAGUUAAAAAAGUAAAAAUUUCUGCAACAAUUGAUAAUAAAGUUGUUAAAGAUAAAUAUUUUCCAAUGUUAAAAAUGUUGUUACGAAUAAAUUUGAUUGUAAAUAAAGAUUGGAAAGUUUUUGAUCAACUUGAUCAAAAAAUUGAAAAAUUUAAAAAUUUAGAAAAUUGUAAGUACUAUUGCUCUUGUAAAUUUUCUACAAAAGAUUUAGAAAAUUGUGUGGAUUUUCGAAUUAUAUUGAAAUUUUUAGAACAAAGUACAAAUAAAUCACUGUUUUAUUUGACUAAGCAAUUUAUUAUUUUUUAUGGUGAAGAAUAUGAUCUUGCUUUUAACAAGGAGCUCGAAGAAUUUAUAGAGUUAGAAGAAGAAAAAAUAUUUGAAUGUCAUGAUAAUAUUAUUUUAUUAUUAGAAAAUAUUGAUUUUAACAAUUAUGAUAAAUUAAUAUUUACGAAAGAAGAGAUAAAAUUUUUAGAACUUAUUAAUUAA
This is a messenger RNA of Vairimorpha ceranae, 735 nucleotides long. RefSeq lists its product as hypothetical. The coding region runs from base 1 to 735 and encodes 244 amino acids. Lineage: Eukaryota; Fungi; Microsporidia; Nosematidae. The transcript has a single exon. The record is from RefSeq and is a predicted model, not a curated record.